AGCUUAAUCUCAAAUAUUGACAAACACACAAAUUAUAAUCCAAAUUAUUUAUGAAAUCUGUUCACGUCGAUUGCAAUUUCUAAACAAAGCAGACAGUUAAUAGAUCGGUGACCUGAGAUUGUGGAAUCUAAAUGCUAAUCGCCGGGAUUCGGGGGCUUCCGGUACUUCUCCUCGACGACUUUAGCCUUGAACAAAGCGGCCUCGAUGGUUUUCCGGAUGUUGGGGACAUUGUAGUUCUGGGCGAUGUAUAUUCCGCAAAGUGUCCCAGAUAUGAAGAUGAAAUUGUUCCUGAUUAUUCCCAUGGCUCUCCGGCGGCUCUAACUUCAGUGAGAUGAGGUGAACAGAUGAUUAAUUCCGGUACCGGAAAUAUAGAUCGCCUUGAUGACCGAAGUCACCGAACGAUUUCACCGUUUUGACGGGAUACUCAUUUUAGGACGUUGUUUGGUAAAGGUUUUCUUUGGGAGGAAGAACAUUUCUUGUGAGCAAAGCCUAUUUGGAUAAAAUUCAAACCAGGUA
This is a messenger RNA of Cuscuta campestris, 516 nucleotides long. NCBI's taxonomy places the organism in Eukaryota, Viridiplantae, Streptophyta, Magnoliopsida, Solanales, Convolvulaceae. The record is from the annotation of a GenBank genome assembly.